ACGAAAGAUCAUGACCAACCCCAUGGAGAUGUCGUUGCGGACACUUAAAUCCACGGAAGUGUACUUCUACAAGUAUUUAGUUACGUCGCAAGUGUUCUAUCAAUCACAACACACUUAUGCCUUAGUCAAUCUUAAACCGCUCGUUCCAGGUCAUAUACUCGUGGUUCCCCUUCGAACUAGCAUACUCCGAUUCUCGGAUUUAACCCCUGAUGAAUCCAUUGAUUACAUGAAUACACUUCAACUCAUCCAUAAGUUCAUAAAAUACAUUUAUAAAGCUGAUGCGUUAAACAUUGCCAUUCAGGAUGGUCCAGAAUCUGGACAAAGUGUGCCGCAUUUGCACACCCAUGUCAUUCCUAGGUAUGCUACAGAUGGUUAUGGUGAUCGGAUUUAUACUCUAUUAGAAGAAGAGAAUUUAGAGAAACGGUAUGAAGAGUUUAAAAGGAGGAAAGAGGCAUUUAUAAAUCUGUCUCAUGAGAAUAAGUUGGCCAAGAAGGACGAAGAACGAAUGGAAAGACUGGAAGAAAUAAUGAAAAAUGAAGCUGAAUGGUUGAGUCAAGAACUUGCCAAGUUUAUUGAAACAACUACUUGAUUCUUGUAGUGGUUGUAAGAAAGUAGUGAGUAGAUAAAUAUAUAGAUUUUUUUUUUUUCUGCGCUAAGAAAACUGCUGGAUAGAUAUCAACAUUAGU
This is a messenger RNA of Spathaspora passalidarum NRRL Y-27907, 686 nucleotides long. It is a transcript of the gene HNT2, whose product is annotated as bis(5'-adenosyl)-triphosphatase. Bases 11 to 589 code for a protein of 192 amino acids. Gene Ontology annotation, molecular function: catalytic activity. The record is from RefSeq and is a predicted model, not a curated record. Lineage: Eukaryota; Fungi; Ascomycota; Pichiomycetes; Serinales; Debaryomycetaceae. The transcript has a single exon.